AUGUCGUCUGAUUCAGUUAUCACUGUUAACGAUAUUCAUUCUCAAUUGAAUCCGACUAGAGUGACUGAAAUCGUCAAGGUUGAUACACCAGAAGCGAUACAAACAACUAUCGAUAGGGCUAUAAAAGAUAAUCAAUUUAUUUCGAUUGCUGGAGGACGACAUGCCAUGGGAUGUCAACAAUUUGGUACUGAUACGAUUCUGAUAGAUACUACGCCAUUGAAUAAAGUAUUAAAUUUUGAUAAGGAGAAGGGUCUAAUUGAAGUUGAAGCUGGUACACAAUGGCCAAAAUUAAUUGACUAUCUUGUUGAAACACAAAAAGAUCUACCUUGGUCAAAAAAAUGGGGCAUUGCUCAAAAGCAAACUGGUGCAGAUCGAUUGACAAUUGGUGGAACAUUGGCAUGUAAUGCUCAUGGUCGAGGCUUGAAAAUGCAACCUAUCAUUGCUGAUGUUGAAUCUUUUGCUCUAUUUGAUGCACAAGCUAAUUUUAUCACGUGUAGUCGCCAAGAAAAUAAAGAACUCUUUGGAUUGGUCAUUGGUGGUUAUGGCUUAUUUGGUGUCAUUUAUUCGGUAGUAUUGCGCUUAACAUCUCGGCAAAAAGUAGAACGUAUAGUAGAAGUUAUUACCGCUGACAAAUUACCAGAAGCUUUUGAACAGCGUAUUCAAGCGGAUUUUCUCUAUGGUGACUUCCAAUUUUCUACCAACGAAAAAUCAGAUGACUUCUUGUACCGUGGAGUUUUCUCUUGCUAUCGACCAGUUGAUUCGAACACUCCACUGGUAAAAGAUCAAAAAGAACUUUCUGAAAAACAAUGGAACGAUCUCUAUUAUCUUUCGCAUGCUGAUAAAGUUGAAGCAUUUCGCCAAUAUUCUACUUAUUAUUUAUCCACUACAGGACAAAUUUAUGCAUCUGAUACUCAUCAAUUAAGUAUCUAUCUCGAUGAUUAUCAUCAUGAACUUGAUCAUCGUCUUGGUACAGGAGAACAAGCUUCAGAAAUUAUUACUGAAAUUUAUGUUCCUCGUCCAGAUCUUCCUGACUUUCUAGCCGAAGUUCGAGAAGAUUUUCGAGCCAAUAAUGUGAAUAUGGUCUAUGGAACAAUUCGAUUGAUUGUACAAGACACGGACUGUUUUUUAGCUUGGGCAAAAAAAUCUUGGGCCUGUAUUAUCUUUAAUAUAGAUACAGUACACACACCAGAAGGAUUAGAACAUUCCGCCAAUGCUUUUCGUCGUUUGAUCGAUAUGGCUAUUAAACGUGGUGGUAGUUAUUAUUUGACCUAUCACACAUUUGCUAGGCGUUCACAAAUUGAAACAUGUUAUCCACAGUUUGCCGAAUUUCUUCACCUGAAGCAACUUUAUGAUCCACAAGAACGUUUUCAAAGCGAUUGGUAUCGUUUCUACCGAAAGAUGUUUGCUACAAACGAUGCAAGUGCUUAUUCAAUGGAUCCAUUAGUUUGGAAAAUGGAAAAUUCGAAAUGA
Molecule: messenger RNA, 1470 nt
Organism: Rotaria sordida
Lineage: Eukaryota; Metazoa; Rotifera; Eurotatoria; Philodinida; Philodinidae
Source: the annotation of a GenBank genome assembly